AUGUUUUUCAGUGUGGUCAUUUCUAUCUAUCUAUCUAUCUAUCUAUCUAUCUAUCUAUCCGGAGGCAGAGAGUUGACUAACACAGCUGGAGACGAAUCUCUCAACUUGCAUUUUAUGCAUACUGCAUUAUUAUCGCUGUCUUGUCUGUCACAACAGAGAUUGAACUUAUUCUCUUCUCUUAUUCUCUUCAUAUUCUCAACUUAUCUACUAUUAUUCUUAUUUUAUUCUUUUAUUCUCUUCUUAUUCUCUUCAUAUUCUUUUCAUAUUCUCUUCUUAUCUACUAUUAUUCUCUUAUUCUCCUCUUAUUCUGUACUUAUUUACUAUUAUCCUCUUUAUUCUCUUCUUAUUCUCUUCUUAUCUACUAUUAUUCACUUAUUUUUUUUUUAUCUCUUUUUAUUCUUUUAUUCUCUUCUUAUUCUUUCCUAUUCUCUUCUUAUCUACUAUUAUUCUUUUUUUAUUCUUUUAUUCUCUUCUUAUUCUCUUCUUAUUCUCUUCUUAUCUACUAUUAUUAAUUUUAUUUUCCAUGCAAAAAAUGCGACAAAAUUUCACUUCCUACUUUCUUUUAAUGAUCUUUCUUUCUUUCUUUCUUUCUUUCUUUCUUUCUUUCUUUCUUUCUUUCUGAUACACCCUAUCUACUUUCUUUCUUUCUUUUUUCUUUCUUUCUUUCUUUCUUUCUUUUUGAUACACCUUAUCUACUUUCUUUCUUUCUUUCUUUCUUUUUGA
Molecule: messenger RNA, 723 nt
Organism: Acanthosepion pharaonis
Lineage: Eukaryota; Metazoa; Mollusca; Cephalopoda; Sepiida; Sepiidae
Source: the annotation of a GenBank genome assembly